GGAAAUUUAAGUGGCCUCAUCUGUAUUUCAGAAACUGAAAUUCAGAACUUUCCCAGAAGAAAACUCUAAGCCCAGAUGGCUUCACGGGUAAAUUUUAUCCAACAUUUCAAAAAGAAACGAAUGCAAAUACCCAGAAAACAGAGGAGGAGGAAACACUUUGCAAGUCAUUUUAUAAGGUCAGUAUGACCUCGAUAGCAAAACCAGGCCAAGGCAUUACAAGAAGAGGAGACACAGAUCAGUUCCCUUCACAAACAUAGAAAACACUUGACAAAGUAUCAGCAAGUUGAAUCCGGUGCACGUUGAAAGGACAGUGCGCGUCACCAUGAGAAAACUGGCAGAUGACUUGGCCCAAGACUGGAGCCAUGGCACCCAGAGGGUUUUCCUGGGCCUGGAGAGAACUGGGGUUUAAAUGGAAAGAACUGGGGUUGAAGUGCAGUGGGGCGGGGGAGGGGCAGUGGGCAGUGCCGCCUCUUUAAGACGACAUCACAAGGCCCAGAACUCGGGGUCUGGGCGCCACCUGCAUGGGCUGAGCUCAAGUCCUGGCCAUGGCUGAGGGGAGCGAGCUGAUGGACAGGCUGCUGAGCGAGAAUGCCGACCUGAAGAGGCAGGUGCGGCUGCUGAAGGAGAACCAGAUGCUAAAGCGCCUGCUGAGCGAGAGCUGCCCCGAUGGCAGCCACGGGGCCCGCGACAGCCUGUUGGCCAAGGCGCCCGUCCACACCGAGGGCUGCUCCCUGGGCACCGCAGUUCCAGCGUUUGGAAGGUUCACCGGCAUCCCUGACGUGCCCCUCCAGCUGCAGACGUCCUCCCUGGAGGACCUGCUGUGCUCACAGGCCCCCCUCUCCAGCGACACCUCCUCCCCCGGCUGUGUGACCUCCUCCCAGGUGCCCUUCAAGGCUUUCCUCAGCCCCGCGGAGCCCCGUGCACCUCAGAGCCCUGACCGGAAGCUGUCCCCACUGCUGAGCCCUUUGCAGGACCCGCUGGUGGACAAGAGCCUGCUGGAGCCCAGGGAGAUGGUCCGGCCCAAGAAGGUGUGCUUCUCGGCAAGCAGCCUGCCCUUGGGCGACAGGACCAGGAGGAGUUACUACCUUAACGAGAUCCAGAGCGUCACCAGCGCAGAGAAGGACGGGCGCGUAGUUGGGGAGAUCGCCUUCCAGCUGGACAGGCGCAUCCUGGCCUAUGUCUUUCCCGGGGUGACCCGGCUGUAUGGCUUCACCGUGUCCAACGUCCCCGAGAAGAUCAAGCAGACGUCGGUCAAGUCCCUGGACGGCUCGGUGGACGAGAAGAAGCUGCGCGAGCUGACGCAGCGCUACGUGACGCUGACGGCGCGCCUGGAGCGGCUGGGCUACAGCCGCGAUGUGCACCCCGCGUUCAGCGAGUUCCUGGUCAACACGUACGGCAUCCUGCGGCAGCGGCCCGACCUGCGCGCCAACCCGCUGCACAGCAGCCCCGCCGCCCUGCGCAGGCUGCUCAUCGACGUCGUGCCCCCCAAGUUCCUGGGCGACUCGCUCCUGCUGCUCAACUGCCUGUGCGAGCUCUCCAAGGAGGAUGGCAAGCCGCUCUUCGCCUGGUGAGCCGCCGGCGCCGCCGGCCUUUCCUGCAAUAAACGUGUCUGUUCCAAACCCGGAGGCCGCCGUGCCUCCUGCGCGUCCCCUCCGCCGGCCAGGGAAGGGCCAGCGAGCGAGCGAGCGAGCGCCCAGGGCCGCAGGCAGGCGCCUGGCACCGGAGCGCGCGCCUGUCCCGGUCUGGCCGGCGUGCGAGGCGCCCACAGCCCGCCGGCACCCCC
Molecule: messenger RNA, 1783 nt
Organism: Rhinolophus ferrumequinum (greater horseshoe bat)
Lineage: Eukaryota; Metazoa; Chordata; Mammalia; Chiroptera; Rhinolophidae
Product: speriolin-like protein
Exons: 4
Coding region: 546-1571 (341 amino acids)
Source: RefSeq, a predicted model, not a curated record